Molecule: messenger RNA, 693 nt
Organism: Acanthamoeba castellanii str. Neff
Lineage: Eukaryota; Discosea; Longamoebia; Acanthamoebidae
Product: Autophagyrelated protein 3, putative
Exons: 9
Coding region: 1-693 (230 amino acids)
Biological process (GO): nucleophagy; autophagy of mitochondrion; autophagosome assembly
Cellular component (GO): cytoplasmic ubiquitin ligase complex; cytosol
Molecular function (GO): Atg8-family ligase activity
Source: RefSeq, a predicted model, not a curated record
AUGGAGCUGGGAGGCGACCCUGCCAAGGCAGUCCCGUACCUGCCCAAGGAUAAGCAGUUCCUUAUCACUCGCAAAGUCCCCUGUUUGAUGCGCGCCGCUGCGCUGGAGAAGUCUGCCAACGAGGCGCAAAAUCAGGACAUAGUGAUCGAUGGUGAUGAAGGUUGGGUGGAAACGCAUGUCGGCUUUGCCAAGGAUGAGCCCACCGAGAUUCCCGAGAUUCCUACCGAAGAGGAAGCAGCGCAGGCCUCGAAGAAAGAUUCCGAGCCGACGGGAGGCGAUGAGGAAGAAGAGAUUCCAGACAUGGAGGAGUUCGAUGACGGUGACAACCUCGAAGACGAAGAUCCGUCGGCACUGGCGAAGGAGCCCGAGGAUUCUGACUUGAUCCUGAAGACGCGCACGUACGAUAUCUCCAUCACCUACGACAAGUACUACCAGACGCCCAAGGUGUGGCUGUUUGGCUACGACGAGAAUGGCAACGGCCUGACGCCGAACCAAGUGUUCAUGGACAUCAGUCAGGACCACGCGCAGAAGACAGUCACCAUCGACACUCACCCACACAUGCAGAUCAUCCUUAGGCAGGCCGAGUGCGGCAAGGAGUCCCGCGUCGACCAGUACCUGUUCUUGUUCCUCAAGUUCUUGUCGGCGGUCAUCCCCACCAUCGAGUACGACUACACCAUGGAGAUGGAGAGCUGA